Trachymyrmex cornetzi is the source of this 1347-nucleotide messenger RNA. Its product is annotated as UPF0454 protein C12orf49 homolog. The transcript has 4 exons. The record is from RefSeq and is a predicted model, not a curated record. Gene Ontology annotation, biological process: positive regulation of SREBP signaling pathway. Bases 379 to 1260 code for a protein of 293 amino acids. Lineage: Eukaryota; Metazoa; Arthropoda; Insecta; Hymenoptera; Formicidae.
CAUGUCAUAUCAUAUCGCCACGCUUUACCGCGUGUUCGUUUUGCAUCGUUUCGUCUGCAUUUCGUAAUUAAUGAAAUUCGUUCUAUCAACGAGACGACAAUCGAUGCCGUUCACUUAUCCUUGUGAUAAUGAAAAACUGACAACAUUCAUGCGGUCAGCAAAGUAAUAUUUAUACUACCACAAACUUUUGAUAACAAUAACAAAUCUAACCUUUACGAAUUGAUCUCUGCGAAUUUGCAGUCACUUCGAUGUUGAAUGCCGUUACCACGAAUUCUUCUCACGAUCGCGCACGGAACAAUGAUCAUCCUGCAAAGACUAUGUCCAGAGAAUUUGAAGCUGUUUUGGUGAGGACAAACGUAUAAGCGGAGCGGAGGAAGGAUGCCAAGCUGCACGAGUUUGAUCAGAUUACUUAGACGACGUCUCGUUCUUGGGCUCAUCUUCGCUCUGUCAUUGACGUAUUGUGCCUUUUCGUUACUCCGCAAUGAAAAGAAAGGGCUAUCAAAUGCAGACAACAAUUUCGAUAUGGAUCCUAUGAUGAUUAAUGAUAACAAUGAAGACAUGAUACCUGAUGAUAACCUGCUCGAAGAGCUAAGAGCAUCCGAAAAGUCUCCACUGUGGCAGAUAGAGAUACUGGAUCAAGCAGCUAAUAACGCAGGAAAUAUAGAUGCAUCUAAUUUAAAUGAAAGCAACGCUUAUAAUCAGUCUUGUCGUAAUUCCAUUCAAGGAAGAGGCUUGAUAGUUGAUGAUCAUGGUGUAGUAUGUUCGAGACAUGAAGUGCAGUCGAAUGGAUGUUGUGCAAUAGAGCAGAAGCAGUCUUCAAAAAAUGAAGAAUCGUUUUUGACUAGGAGAGAAAGGUAUAGUUGCAAAACGUGCAAUUCUCAAGGGUGCUGUACUAUUUAUGAGUAUUGCGUUUCCUGUUGCUUACACCCUGACAAGCAAAUAAGAGGUCGGAAGGACUUAUCAUCAGGCUCUGCGAAAGUACAAAAAAACAUAGGGAGAACAGCUGUUCACUUCCAGAUUUGUCUGGCCACUUGUCGCACUUCAAGUUCCAGCGUGCGACGCGACAACACUUACAAGGAUCCCCUUGCAAAGCAUUGUUAUAUCCCGCAACGAUAUCGGCGUAAUAUUAACUCAUUAAAUAAUAACGGCAACAGUUCCGCCGUUGUCAUUACUUCUUCUUCUGUGGUGAUGUUACUCUCUUCCUCUUCCGAAUCUUAUUCCUAUUUAUUUAAUCCUACAUUAUCUGCGGUUUUAUGCUAACGUUAUCUAAUUAUUAUCUCAUGGUAAAAUAAUAGCCUUGUAGAAAACGAAUGCCUCUAAAUGAAUAUAAUACAGUUAAACGUUUUC